AAACACUGCAGGUAUUUAAUCUCCGUUUUUUGCACUUCUACGGCUUUAAAACAUUUAAUAUCUAAAAAUCUAUAAUCUAUAUUUGACAGCUGAGUGGGAUGUGUGUUAGAGUUGAUGGUAAGUUGAAUCCUCCGGUGGUUCCUAUCGACCAGAAAUAUGAGUGACCAAGGAUUUGUAGAAAUGACCUCAUCUGUCAACCAGUCGACAGCUACAAACCAGACAGCAGUCGACGGUUGUGUUGACGUCGACACCUCGGCAGACCCUUUCUUCAUCGUUGUCUACAGUCUGGUGUUUCUGGCCGGUUUCUCCCUCAAUGCCUUCAUCAUGAAGUUUUACUUCUGCCGAGCUCAUCGUCAGGCAUCCAGCAGCAUGACAGUUUACCUGAAGAACUUGGCGGCCGCUGACUUCCUGCUAUGCCUCUGUCUCCCCAUCCGCAUCACAAAAUACGUCAGCACCACCCGCCUUGUCUUCUGCCACUUUGGAUUCUCUGCCUUCUUCCUCAACAUGUACGCCAGCAUCCUGUUCAUGGGAUACAUCGCUGCUAACAGGUAUCUGAAGAUCGUCCAUGGAUCUGCAGCACCUCACAUCCUGCAGACGGUGCGGGCUGCACGUAUCAUCUCCACUGUCUCCUGGGUUUUCCUCCUGGCCCUGAUGAGCACCUACAUCAUCAUGUUAUUCCACAGCCUAAAACAUUUGACCUCUGUCCCAACAAGGUGUGAAACCCUCCACAGUGACCAGCUUGCUGUGCUCUACACAAUCAUACAAACUUUCUCCACCAUCAGCUUCCUGUUUGUCCUGGUCUCCUUGAUCUUCUUCUAUUAUAACACCUCCCGCAGGGUGUCAGAGGCGCGGCAGAGGCAGCCGACGUCCUCCAGCUCCAAGAAGCUUGCAAAGUCACACAGAAACAUGUUGGUGCUGGUCUGUGUCUUCUGCGUCUGCUUCGUCCCUUUCCACAUGUUUCGCCUUAUCGACAUAUUCCUUCGGAAGAAUUGUUCUAUGAGGACGGUUUCUUAUUACCUGAUGGAGGUGACGGUCAUGGUUUCAGCUCUGAACGUCUGCCUGGACCCACUCAUCUACUUCAUCUUCUGCAAGGCGUUCAGAGCCCAGCUUAGCCGGAGAGGGGAGGCUAGAAACGGAUAAUUACUGUACAUAACAUUUUAUUUGUAAUCAUUUCAUUAAAACAAAUUGAGGGGCUCUGUGGAGCUUUGUGUGGUGCUGGGAGCCAGUCGUUAAUGUUAGCGGACUCAUAAAAAGUCAAUACUUUGGACUGUCGUGGAACUCUGAACCGAGUCUUUCACACUGUGAAAGACUGUGAAUGGCUACUUGGCAAUACUGGAAGCAAGGAUGAGUUGUGCUGCCAUAUCCGGAUGUAUAAUACGUAUAUGGUAUUUGGUCUUAACAAAAGAAAAACGUUUUUUAUACCUGAUGUGGCAGAAAACAACACACACCCAGAGACUAAAUACUUCUGCCUGUUCCAGUCGUCACCUUUCAUAUAUGUCCAUCUGAUCUCCGCACCAGAGGAGUGGAGUCAGUCGCCGCACAGUAACUGAUGGCUCAAGUCAAACAGGGGGAGGAAAUCAAACCUGGCGCCUUCACAAUGAUGCACUGAGAAAAGGCCAGUGACAGUCAAUCUUUAUCCAUUGUCAUAUAUUUCUCUGUCUUUUCUCUCUGUGUCUGUCUGUAUUUCAUGUAAUCUCAAUCUCUGUGACAGCCUGUGAUGGUUCAAAGGAAGAGAAGAGAGGGAGAGAGAGAGGCGUAGAUCAUUGUUUUUUUCUGCCCGGUUUUGUUCCUGUCGACAUAUAAUCCAUGUUAAUAAAUGGCUGUUGAGGUCAUCGCAAUGUAGCCAGAAGGGAUGAUGGGAGAGACAGAGGGGAAAAUAGAAAAUAGGUUUCAGUCUGAGUGAGCGAGCUUUGAACAUGGUGUACACCUCACCGUUAACCUUGUUUAUAUGUUGUGUAUAUUUUGGGAUAUUUUUGAUUUUGGAUACCUGUUUAUAUUUGAAUUUCCUACUUCCUACUGGAACUGCUGCACAACAGUUCCCCCCCCGGAUGACUGAAGCUCUAUCUUAUCUUAAGCUGAUACAUAUGUGGCCAAAAGUAUGUAGACACCUGAACAUUUCACCUGUAUGUACAACGACUCAUCUGACGCCAACAGCCUCCGUUUUUCUACGGCAGCUUUCCACCGUAUUAAGGAACCCGGCUGCAGAGAUUUUCCCUCAUUCGGCCAAAAGAGCAUUAGUGAGGUCGAGCGCUGAUGCUGGGUGAUAAGGCCCCGCUCGCAAAUUGGUGUUCCAGUUCAUCCCCAAGCUGCUGGAAGUGGGUUUGAGGUCAGGUUGAGUUCUUCCACAACAAAACUUGAAAAAUCACUUCUUCAUGGACCUGGUUCUGUGAGUGGGGUCAGAGUCAUGUUGUAAAUAUUUAAAUAUAGAAUAUGAAAAAUAGAUAUUCUAUGUUAACCUCUGCUGUGCUGGUAAUUCAGUCAACCUGCUUAAGAAAUGUAAAUGUUUGCUCCGCUGACAGAAAUAAUAGAUAAUGUUGUUCUGUAUGUUCACAACAACCAGCUCUGUCUUCAUGAACCUGCUC
Molecule: messenger RNA, 2582 nt
Organism: Acanthopagrus latus (yellowfin seabream)
Lineage: Eukaryota; Metazoa; Chordata; Actinopteri; Spariformes; Sparidae
Product: P2Y purinoceptor 14-like
Exons: 4
Coding region: 157-1140 (327 amino acids)
Biological process (GO): G protein-coupled receptor signaling pathway
Cellular component (GO): membrane
Molecular function (GO): G protein-coupled purinergic nucleotide receptor activity
Source: RefSeq, a predicted model, not a curated record